Molecule: messenger RNA, 493 nt
Organism: Rubroshorea leprosula
Lineage: Eukaryota; Viridiplantae; Streptophyta; Magnoliopsida; Malvales; Dipterocarpaceae
Source: the annotation of a GenBank genome assembly
CUUCGGGAUCGAUUCGAUAAAUGUGUUCGACAUUUCAAUUAGGAUUCAACAAUUUCAUCAAUUUUACCAGUUUUGUAGUGAAAGCAAGGAGUUUGAGAACUAGGGCAUUUUCCCCUUUGGCAGUCGGAGUAAUGGGGUCUAAGAGGCUCCUUUCAAACUCAUCCGUGUCAGCUUCAUCUACUGUUGAGGGAAAGACAGAUAAGAAGCUCAAGGGAUUAGCUACUGCAGACCUAAAUUCUGAUGAGGGUGAAGUUAAGGGGAAUGGCGGGAAAGGUAAAGUGGUUGAACAGGGCAAGAAUGAUAAUAAAGAACAAGGUUUGGCGGGUACCAAUCAAAAUUCCAAAGAGGGUGUUUUUAAGGACAUCAUGAAUGAUCCUGGAAGAAUCAAUGCAAUGACAGUUCAACAACUCAAGGCUGCAUUGCGGUAUGUACAAAUUUUGAGGAUAAACAUAAAAAGAGAUAUAUGAAUUCUGUUUUAGGUGUUUGUGUUCUC